AGCUUUAAUCUGCCAGUAUGAUUUUGGAGCAGCUUGAGCACCUAGCAAUAACCCACAUAUAUACAGGGAACAUACAUGUUAAUGCGCUGGCUCAGGGGCGGACUGACAACUCAUGGGGCCCCCAGGCAAUAGGGGAUCAUGGGGCCCCUGUGUCCUUGCCCAAACUCAAAAAAGCCUAUGAAAAAGGUACCAGGUGCAUCUAAUGGGGCCCCCUACUGACCCCGGGCCCUCGGGCAGUGCCUGAGUUUCCAAAUGGUCAGUCCGCCCCUGC
Molecule: messenger RNA, 271 nt
Organism: Staurois parvus
Lineage: Eukaryota; Metazoa; Chordata; Amphibia; Anura; Ranidae
Source: the annotation of a GenBank genome assembly